Messenger RNA from Haliotis rubra (blacklip abalone), 1039 nucleotides. RefSeq lists its product as uncharacterized. The record is from RefSeq and is a predicted model, not a curated record. The transcript is spliced from 2 exons. NCBI's taxonomy places the organism in Eukaryota, Metazoa, Mollusca, Gastropoda, Lepetellida, Haliotidae. The coding region runs from base 108 to 797 and encodes 229 amino acids.
AACAAGGGCGGGUAACUGCAACCCAGAAACCACAAAGGGAGAAGUACACGUCCAACGUAUUAAAAUGUGACAACUCCUUUAGAUUUAAGGAUUUCCUCUAACUUGGUAUGUGGUUAUCCAAGUCUAAGACCAGCUGUAACGAGGACACCAGCAACAAGCAGACUCCCCAAAGACCGGGAGUCAGUGGCAGCCAGCAGCAUGACCUGUUUAACAAACGCAAGAGACGGAGGUGGGAGGCCAGUGAUGAGAAUCUUGACGACUGUCUCCCAGUGUCUGAAAAACCCACUACCGCUAAAAAGACAAAAGCCACCACAAGUGCUAGUCAGUAUGAGGAUGAUGUGUCUGAUGAGGAGUAUGUCAUCAUUGACUUGUUCUCCUCUGAUGAAUCUGAUAAUAAGACUGUGUCACACAAACCAUCCUCCCAGAAGAAAAAGACUCCACAUGACCCCGGGAAUAUUGCUGCAAAUUCACAGGUGUCUCCAAUCUACAACACCUCAUCUAUCUUCAAGAAAUUCCAAAAUCAAAGUGAAACAAGAGGAACAAGGUCUUCAAGGCAAGAUUUUGCUGAUGAGCUGAUGUUUACACAGGAUGCAGGCGGCACUGAUUUACCUGAGAUAUCCUGGCCAAAGAGAAGGACUCACAGACAGUCUCAGAUACACAGUUCCGCUUCUAGCCAGAGUCAGGCCAGUCAGUCACCCAAGAGGAACCAAAGUAUGUCCCAGAUCGUAAGCGAGUCAUCUCAGAUAUCCACAGUUCUAGUUCUGACUCAGAGGACAUGUUGGGUGAAAAGUUGGUAACACUGAAGAGUCCUGCAAAGGAACAGUGUCCUGACUCUAAAAGUAAUCCAAGUAAUAAGAGUUCUGUUCAGGUUAUGAAAUCCUCAGGAGACACACUUACUGCCUUGAAACCAAGACCUAACAAGCUCUCUCUCAGCAAAAAAGAAACCAAACAUUUCAUCUGACAGUUUUUCAGACUUUGUGAUACUAGAAACCUCCAAUACCGAAUCUUCAUCAGAUGAAAUACCCGCAAACAAGCAAAA